AAUCAGAAGAGCCCGCAAACGGCGGACAAGUCCGCCACUUGGGAGAGACCGAAGGUCCUUGACUUUGGCGAAGGCAAGACAGGAGAAUAUGUAGGGUUUAGGAGCAGUCGAAGAUAAGGAAGAACCAGCCAAGCUCAGCUCUCGUCCUUCCUUCCUGGAGAGCGUUGGGACGGAGCAGAGCAAUUAGGGUUUAUAUAUAUUCACACGGUACACUGUGCAGGUUCUUUACAGUGUUCUCCGGGGGAGAGCGCUACAGAAGAUUAAAAUUUUAUACGCUGGACUUAAAGCUGAAAUCACGAAGAAGAAGCGGGGAUUUGGAAUUGUGAGGCAUAGUGCGUGCCGUCCCUGCGGAUGUAUCAGGCAUUCGAGUGGUAGAUUUGAAUCUGAACACUGAAAUCUGGUGUACCGCGUGGAGAAUUCGGCCCAGCGUAUGACAUUGCAGUAAUGGUCUGUUUAAUAUAGCUCCUUCUUUAAGGAGCGCAAGAGUACAGCCAUCAUGGCACAAAUUACAUCUCCCCUUGAAAGUGCAGCUCAAAAUGUUACUACCUCGUCCACCAAGGAGCGAGUGGCGAUAUUUGAAGGCAGCAUUCCGUCUGCCCUCAAUACUCCAGGGUGCAAUAUCGCUGAGCUUGUACCAGAGAUUGUUCACAUUAUUUUCCGAACUUUGCCGGUAUAUGAGGAUCGAAAGUCACAGCUAGCUGUCGAGCAUGCCAUAUCUCGAGCUUUGAAGGAAGGAGCUUUUGUGAAAGCGUUUACUGGUGCACUUGUGCAAACAGCAGAGAGAUCGUUCAAAAACUCUGCUCAUUCAGUGUUAUACAAGCUCCUCAGAUGGUCUUGCCUUCUUAUCAGACAGAAUCCCUCUCUUCUUUCCGCGAAAACGGCAUUCGCCAGACUUGCCGCCGUGCAGUCUUCAUUGCUCAGUGUCUUACUCAGUGCUUCUUUCCCUGUACAACGGGCGAGUAGGCAUGUCGUCUUUCAGCUUAUUUCUGAAGUGGUCGACAUUUUUGAUUGCUAUGUGGCGGAGCUGCAGGGAUCAAUGCAAUCUUCCGAUAAUAGCAAUGGACUCAUACGCAUUCUGCUGGAGUUCAUGUCAAAGGCUUCCGAACGUCUCGAAAAACACCGAGCCUUCUUCGUGGAGUUAUACAUGCGACUCGUUCUGAACUCACGGGAAAAGCCUUCUAAGGCUUUGAGUGACGCCUUCCGGCCACUUUUGCAAAAGCUGAGUCACGAUGAGUUUGGGACAGCCGUGGUUCCCACUGCAGUGAAGAUGCUGAAACGUAACCCGGAACUCAUAAUGGAGUCAGUUAGCCUGCUUUUGAACGCCACAACUUUGGAUCUUAGCAAGUACGCAAACGAGUUUAUGCCAAUCAUUCUACCACAGGCCCGUCACAGUGAUGAAGGCAGGAGAAAAGAAGCAAUAGAAGCCGUCAGAGCCCUCGCUGAGCAAUCGAGUGACUUAGACACCAUUGCGGCGAUGUUUCAUUCAAUCAAAGCUGUACUGGGAGGAUCUGAAGGGAAGCUGACGUUCCCAUACCAGAGAGUUGGGUUGAUCAAUGCUGUCCAAGUUCUGUCUGUUGCAAAAACUGGUCAUGGUUUAGCUGCUCUCGCGGGAACAAUAAGUUCCUACUUGAUGUCACUUUACAAGGACGACGGCAAUGAAGAGGUCCGGGUUGCAGUCCUGGUGGCCCUGGGUGUGUGGCUUUCGAAGGCGGGAGAGGCCCUUCCAGCAGAGGCGGUAUCCUUUUUUCCUGCUGGUCUGAAGGAGAAGGAAGUUCUAAGAAGGGCACAUCUUCGUUGCCUUCGAGUUUCCUGCCACAAUGGUGCCGUACCUGUCCAGUUGCAAAAUCUGGUGGAUCCUCUCAUACAACUGGUUAAAAGCAGUGUUUCCAAACCUGCUCAACGUGUAGAAGGAAUCUAUGCUUGGUUACUGCUCUCGAGUAUGUCUGCUGUGGAUGUAAGAGCUGAUGACCGACUUGUAAAGGAGAAAUUCUGGCCAUUGGUUCUCCAAAAUAACUCAGUCCUGCUGGCGCCGUCAUUGGUAGCAAAGUUUUCCGCCGAAGACUGCGUUGCAUAUACAGAGCUGAUCGAAAGUGUUGUCCUUCAACAUCCUUCCAGGUUAACGGAGUAUGCAGAAGGUGCCGCCGAAAUUUUCCAGCUAAUUGUUUAUCUACUUUGGCAUCCACAACGGGGCGUGAGAGAAUCAGCUUCUGCAGUCGUUUCACGUAUCCACCGAGCAAGCAGUUCUUGGUCAGAAGCUCUAUUUAAAGCUUUUCUUACCUGGCUUCCAUCGUUGGAUGAUCGUCUCGCGGCACAAAAAGCCAGUGACGGAGCAGAGGGUACAGCGGAGAGCAACGUGUUGUAUGUACCAGCUGGAGAGUUUCUUAGUAAGGCAUUACUUGCAGUUUCUUCACCAACGUUUGGCUCUUCAGCAGAUCUUUGUGCUCAGAUUCUUCUCGUCUCACACAAUCCAUGCAUCGUGAGAGGGGCCCGCAAGAGCAUUACUUGGAAGGCUCUUCUGAAGAUGUUUGGGAAGCAGAAGAUCAAUAUCUGCAGUACUCUGGCAUCGGCACCUGAUGUCGUAUGUAAGGUGCUGAUGGGAUCGAAUGGUUUGAUGAGCAAGCGGCAAUCUGAAUCUCAAGCAGCUAUCUUUGCUCUUGCAACUGCCAUGCAAGCGUUUCCAAAUGAGUUUUUUCCUCAGUUUGUAUUGGAAACAGAAAGGCUUGGAGACAAGUCUGCCCAUGAUGCUCUUACGGAGAAGGAUAUCAUGAUUUUUCGCACUCCCGAAGGCAUGCUAUCAACAGAACAAGGCGUUUAUGUUGCUGAAAUGGUCAUGGACAAGAAUAUACGUGGCUCACGCGGACGGUUUAAAAUGUACGACGACCCAGAAGAUGAACCUCCAAUGAAAGAACCGUUGAAGCCUGUUGCUGCUGUCCGUCAAGUUGGAAUAAAGAAAGAUGUCAGUGCUGGAAGAAAAGAUGUAUCGAGAUCAACGAAGAAGCCUGGCGAAGUCGACAAAUCCAAGUCGGCCAAGGAAGAAGCACGAGAACUUCAGCUCAAAGAAGAAAUUGUAGUUAGAUCGAAAGUUCAGUCAAUACAGGAAAGCGUCUCAAUGGUACUGAAGGCACUUGGUAGUGCAGCAGCUGCGAACCCCUCAUACAGUCACGACCAGUUGCCGCAUCUGGUGGAGCGGACUCUUCCCCUCUUGGACUCCCGAAUAGUCCAGUUUGAAGCUUAUGAAACUAUAGAGAAAUUCACAAGUUGUGUGACACCUUCUUUGAGGCCUCUAGGAUCCGAUCUUGCUGCGGCGCUAAGAUUGAUUGCCACCUCGGCCCCAUCAGUUUUGAAGGAUCUCGAUGCUUCGAUUAAGCCGGAUAGGAAGAGCAAACCUGGUGUAGUAGAACGAGUGGUGGCUGGGCUCACAACUGCUUGCAAAGAUGGACCUUUGCCUGCCCCAUCAUUUGCUUUAGUUUUUCCUAUCGUGGAACAAACGUUGAUGUCGCCAACAAAAACAAGACUUCAUGACGAUCUCCUCCACGUUCUUUCUCUACACUGCUCCCCUAAUAUGCCACUACCUCGUCUGAAGAUGAUAUCUGUUCUAUAUCAUGUAUUGGGUUGCGUCCCAACAUAUCAACCCCGCAUUGUUACGAUGCUCAAUGAACUCUGUCGAGGACUGGAGGCGUCUGAUCUUGCGGAGGCUUUGUCUGGUCUCUACUCGGAACACAUCCUUGUGCGAGCUGUUUGCCUACGUGCCGUUCAACAUGUUCCAGCUCUUGCCAAGAGAAAGGCCGUCUACAGUGAAAGAACAACUACAGCCAUUUGGAUGGCUCUGCACGAUCCAGAAAAGUCGAUCGCAGAAGCAGCCGAAGAAGUUUGGGAUCUUUAUGGCCAUGAGUUACCAACUGAUUACGCUGCCGGACUCAUUCAAGCUCUAGUCCACGUCAAUUUCAAUGUGAGACAAGCAGCUUCUGAGGGUUUAGCUGCGGCGAUGGAUGAGUAUCCCAGUACUGUCCAGGAAACGCUUUCAUCUCUCUUCUCUUUGUAUAUCCGGGAUCUCCCGAUUGGUCACGGAGAAGUGGACCCUACAUGGCCAGGAAGACAGGGUGUAGCUUUGUCUUUGCUGGCCGCCGCAGAUGUGCUUACCGUGAGGGACCCUCCAGUCGUUGCUACCUUUCUUAUCUCCCGCGCUUUGGCAGACUCCAAUCCAGACGUGCGUUUCAGAAUGGUAGAGGCAGGGGUGGCAAUCAUAGAUAAGCAAGGGAAGGACAAUGUUGGCCUUCUUUUGCCAAUAUUUGAAAAUUAUCUGGACAAGAAGUCUGCCGAUGAAGAAAGAUAUGACUUGGUUCGAGAAGGAGUUGUGAUUUUCAUGGGAGCUCUUGCCAAACAUCUUUCGAAGGAUGAUCCUAAAAUUUCAACUAUACUGGAAAGGCUCCUGGAGGUGCUAAAUACGCCCUCAGAAUCCGUGCAGCGAGCUGUUUCCAAUUGUCUGCCCCCUCUAAUGGCUUCUCAGCAGGACAAUGCGCAGUCGCUGUUGACCAAGCUGUUGGAUCGACUUAUGAAGAGUGACAAAUAUGGUGAAAGACGAGGUGCUGCUUUUGGGUUGGCUGGAGUCGUGAAGGGUCUGGGGCUCUCGAGUCUUAAGAAAUAUGCCAUCAUGGAUGCCUUGAAGGCCGGCGUUGAAGAUAGGAACUCAGCGAAGGCACGUGAAGGAGCACUUUGUGGGUUCGAGUGUCUGUGCGAGAAGCUUGGACGUGUUUUCGAACCGUAUGUCAUACAGAUUUUGCCUGUGUUAUUGGUCUGCUUCUCAGAUCAAGUCGUUGCUGUCCGUGAGGCAGCAGAAGGUGCAGCCCGUGCCAUCAUGGCGCAGUUAAGUGGCCAGGGAGUCAAGCUUGUAUUACCAGCUCUUAUGAAGGGCCUGGAAGACAAGGCAUGGCGAACGAAGCAAGGAAGUGUACAGCUUCUUGGCGCCAUGGCAUUUUGUGCUCCACGGCAGUUAUCUCAGUGUCUUCCAACCAUUGUACCGAAGCUGAGUGAGGUAUUGACAGACACCCACCCCAAGGUGCAGUCAGCGGCACAGACUUCUUUACAACAGGUUGGCAGCGUCAUUCGAAAUCCUGAGAUUGCUGCUCUUGUACCUACUCUUCUGGUCGGUAUUGCUGAUCCAAAUGAGCAUACCAAAUCAUGCUUGGAACUUCUUCUCCAGACAACAUUUGUCAACUCAGUGGACGCCCCAUCUCUGGCACUGCUUGUCCCUAUCGUGCACCGUGGUCUGCGAGAAAGGAGUGCUGAGACCAAGAAGAAAGCAGCACAAAUCGUUGGCAACAUGAGUUCGUUAGUGACAGAACACAAGGAUAUGCUUCCUUAUCUUAGUUUGCUUCUACCUGAAGUGAAGAAGGUACUUGUCGAUCCUAUUCCUGAGGUCCGAACCGUUGCAGCUAGGGCCUUGGGUUCAUUGAUCAGAGGAAUGGGUGAAGAGAAUUUCAAAGACUUGGUUCCCUGGUUGCUGGAGACUCUCAAAUCAGAGAACAGCAGCGUUGAAAGAUCUGGAGCCGCUCAAGGACUCAGUGAGGUCCUCGCUGCCUUGGGUACAGAGUACUUUGAGUCGCUGUUGCCAGAUAUUAUUCAAAACUGCUCACAUCAACGUGCCGCAGUGCGCGAUGGUUAUCUUACACUUUUCAAGUACCUUCCGACUGCUCUAGGUCCCACUUUCCAACAAUAUCUUCAGCGGGUUCUGCCUGCUAUUCUUGACGGGCUUGCCGAUGAGAACGAGUCUGUACGCGACGCAGCAUUGAGUUCUGGACACGUGCUUGUAGAGCACUAUGCCACAACGUCACUACCCCUAUUAUUGCCCGCCGUCGAAGAGGGUAUAUUCAACGAUAAUUGGAGAAUUCGUCAGAGCUCAGUUGAGCUGCUGGGUGAUCUUCUUUUCAAGGUUGCUGGUACGUCUGGAAAGGUGGUGCUGGAGGGUGGAAGUGACGAUGAAGGUGCUAGUACCGAAGCGCAUGGUCGAGCUAUUGUUGAGAUAUUGGGUAAAGAGCGUCGUAAUGAGGUGCUGGCUGCUGUUUACAUGGUCCGAUCUGAUGUCAGUCUCACCGUCCGUCAGGCCGCUCUACACGUGUGGAAGACGAUCGUGGCGAACACACCGAAAACUUUGAAGGAGAUAAUGCCAGUGUUGAUGAGUACUCUAAUAUCUUCAUUGGCGUCAACAUCCUCUGAACGACGACAGGUUGCUGGUCGGUCGUUAGGUGAACUCGUUCGUAAGUUGGGUGACAGAGUCCUGCCCUCAAUUAUCCCAAUCUUGUCUCGUGGCCUCGAGGACCCCGUUGGAAGUACAAGACAGGGUGUCUGCAUAGGGUUAAGUGAAGUCUUGGCAAGCGCAGGGAAGCACCAGCUGCUGGCCUACAUGACAGACCUCAUCCCAACUAUACGAACCGCGCUGUGCGAUAGCGUGCCUGAAGUACGGGAGGCAGCAGGCCUGGCUUUCAGCACUCUAUUUAAGAGUGCUGGAAUGACUGCUGUUGAUGAGAUUGUACCAGCGCUUCUUCAUGCUCUAGAAGAUGAGAACACCUCUGCCACCGCUCUCGAUGGACUGAAACAGAUUCUUAGUGUCAGAACAGGAGUGGUGCUACCGCACAUACUUCCGAAGCUGGUUCAUCCACCUCUCACGGCAUUCAAUGCACAUGCUUUGGCAGCUCUAGCAGAGGUUGCCGGUUCUGGGCUUAAUACUCAUCUAUCCACAGUUUUACCUCCCCUUAUCUCGACUAUGGAUGAUCACGAGGCUAUUGCCCCGUUAGCAAAACGCGCGGCCGAAACCGUGGUCAUGGCUGUAGAUGUUGAAGGCCUUGAUGCCGUUAUUGGAGAGCUUGUGAAGGGUCUAGGAGAUUCUCAGGCCCCAGUCCGUAGAAGUUCAGCCUACUUGACCGGAUUCUUUUUCAAAAAUACGAAAUUGUCCUUGGAGGAUGAAGUGCCGAAUCUCUUGACUAUGCUUAUAGUCAUGCUUACUGAUAAUGAUGAAUCCACAGUGAAGGCUGCCUGGGAGGCUUUGGCAUGCGUGUCGGGAACUAUCCCAAAAGAAAGUCUUCCUUCUUACAUCAAGAUCGUGCGUGAUGCUGUCUCCACAGCGAGAGACAAAGAACGUCGUAAACGAAAGGGAGGUUCAUUGACUAUUCCUGGAUUUUGUCUCCCCAAAGCUUUGCAACCGGUGCUGCAAAUCUUUCUUCAAGGUUUAAUGAGUGGAUCUGCCGAAAUAAGGGAGCAGGCUGCAGAAGGUCUUGGAGAACUGAUCGAUGUCACCAGUGAAGCAGCUCUGAAGCCAUUUGUUGUUCCUAUUACUGGGCCUCUUAUCAGAAUUAUUGGAGAUAGGUUCCCAUGGCAAGUAAAGAGUGCAAUUUUAGCAACUCUUGGCAUUAUCAUCAGCAAAGGAGGCAUUGCUUUGAAACCUUUCUUGCCGCAGCUGCAAACUACAUUCAUAAAAUGUCUUCAAGACAACACGAGGGCUGUACGAGCACGAGCCGCAUGGGCAUUAGGAAAGCUCACUGGAUUGAGUGCCCGAGUUGAUCCUCUUGUUGGUGAUCUCCUCUCUGGUCUACAGGCAUCGGAAGGAGGAGUCAGGGAGGCCAUGCUAACUGCUCUGAAAGGUGUGAUGAAACAUGCUGGGAAGAGUAUAAGCCAGCCUGUACUGGAACGUGUUGUUGCAGCUUUACAAGAACUCCUACCUUCCGAUGAAGAUGAGGUUAGGGGGUUAGCAGCAAGGGCAAUCGGUAUCGUGUCUCAGUACAUUGGAGACGCUGAGUUUGGGAGGCUGGUAGAGGCUACGGCCUCCACUGGAUCGUCUGCUACGUGGGCUCUGCGACAUGGCACAACUCUUGUUUUGGCAUCAGUGCUGAGACAUGGUGUUAGUAGAGUAUAUGAGUCUUCUACCUCCAUGUCAAUGGUGGUCGGAGCCAUCAAAACUCGAGCAAAAGACGACAAGGUACCCGUGCGAGAAGCUGCAGCGAAAGCCCUUGGUCGGUUCCUUGUAUACCGUGUGAGAGAUGUAGCAUCCCGAGCUGAGCUGCUGCCAGUCUUAGUCGCCCUUCUACGAGAUGACUCGAGCGACGUGCGGAGAAAGGCUUUGAGCGCUCUGAAAUUAAUUUCUAAGGCAAAUGCAGAUGUGUUAAGUCCUUUCUUGAAUACAUUGGGACCAGCCGUCGGUGAUUGUUUGAAGGAUACUAGCACGCCAGUUCGCCUAGCAGCAGAACGAUGUGCAGCUCACCUCUUCCAACUUGCCAAAGGAGGUGAUAACGUCCAAGCAUCGCAAAAGUAUAUUACUGGUCUGGAUGCGCGAAGGAUUUCAAAGCAACCAGAAAUGAGCGACGCGAGUGACGACAGCGAAGGAGAUGCACCCCAGGGUUGAUUGGCGGUGUAACAGAACGCAUAGAUAGCUUGAGAGGUCCGUUAACUAUCUUUGGCCUGAGUAAGAGCUUUUGUACCAUUCUUGCUCCUGUGAUAUGUACAAGUAGCAACUCAGGUGAAGUUGAGCAAUUUUGUGAUCUUAGGGGGUUUUAGAUGUUACGUGUCAUAUUUAUGAGAUCUUCUGAGUAUCCGUAGUACACUCUCGUGAGAAGGGAAGAAGGCGUCAUCUUCUGUGCGUAUGUGUACAGGAUGCUACACGGGUCUGUAGGUAGAUUUACUGAGCGUUUUCAUAAGAUUCCCAGUGCCCCAAAGCAAGAAGCAAAUAGAGUAAUAAAGAGGGACUUAACAAACCGA
This is a messenger RNA of Marchantia polymorpha subsp. ruderalis, 8745 nucleotides long. Lineage: Eukaryota; Viridiplantae; Streptophyta; Marchantiopsida; Marchantiales; Marchantiaceae. The record is from the annotation of a GenBank genome assembly.